Molecule: messenger RNA, 4700 nt
Organism: Salvelinus sp. IW2-2015
Lineage: Eukaryota; Metazoa; Chordata; Actinopteri; Salmoniformes; Salmonidae
Product: calponin homology domain-containing protein DDB_G0272472
Source: RefSeq, a predicted model, not a curated record
UGAGGUCAUUGUGUGGUGCAUUUAUUGGUCACAUAUUAACACCAACUGAAGGUUACAGAGUCAAACAAGGGGUUUGUUUCGUUAGUUUUUCUUACAACCAACCAUUMUUUUCCAAAACGUUUAGCACGUUGCUAAACUUUGUUAUAUGUUCUGUAUAAAAGAACACGUCUUCAACAUCAGUCUGCAAAGGAUAGACUCGGGCAGAACGAAGUGAGGGCAUGGCAGCUCGUAUGGACAUGGCCUCUGGUGAGGUGGGCCAAGCAAGAGGGGCUGGCGUCAAGCCUGCGCCAGGCCCCAAACCUCGCCUGACUCCCAAACCUUUCUCACUGCAGAGGAACACCACCCUACGCUCCAUCCUAGCCCCAAAGACACUCACAAGGACUCCACAGCCAUCUCAGACCACACCCACUACACCCACUACCUCCAGCAAACCGGAGCCUAAUCAGCCUAUCAGUGGCCCUGUGUCUGACUCAAGCGGAGCUGUGAAACGCGAUACAGAGAGCACCAUGACACCUGAACCGGCCAAUGCUCCCAAAGCUCCUUCAACCAUAACACCCCACACUGACUCAACCCACACCACUGAACAAAACCAAGCUGCUCUUUCCACAUCCAGCUCCCUUACUGCCCCAACAUCUGAGCCACCGGCUAGUAACAUAUCUGACCCCACUGGAACCUCGGAGGCAAAUCAAGUCAGUGAAUCUGAACUGGAUGAACAUGGCGACUCUGAUUCAGGCCACUCCGCUACUGGAACUGAGGCUGUACCAUUAACAUCGGUCACCUCAGCUCCCCUUCAACCCCAGUCUGAAGACACUGUGAGCGARCCCACCUCUGCGAUCAUCAGAUGUCACGCUGGGGAGGAUCAAACAGCCCGCUGGGGAGGAUGCAGGAAACGGCUGUCCAUGGAGCUCACCUCCAGGUUUGAGUCGGCCGGCCUCUCGCGCCCCUCACAGCCACCAGCCAAAGACAACAACCAGAAGCAGGAACAGGCGACCAAGAGAGAGACUGCAGUCCUCAAAGUGUCUGUCCUCAGGACCAAGGAGGAAGAGAAGAUAACAGAUUCACCAGAGACACCAUCUGACCCGGAGUGCAGACUCAAGCACUCAGCACUGCUGAAGGAAGAGAGGGUUGGAGAAGGGGUAAAGGAGGCAGGAGAAGAGAACGUGUGCAGCAUACAACGGAGGAUCAGUUUGCUGCUGGACUCCUCCUCGAGGCCAGAGCCUCUGACCAAGAGGGAGGAAGUACCUGGUCCAAUUAAACAAGCAGACGGUUCUGGGGGUGUGAAACAGCGAAUUAAAGACUGGGCAUUAGACACACCUCCUGUUCAGGCAUCCAAUCAGAGGGUGGAUGUUGCCCCUCAACCAAUCCCUGGCAGAGUUCACCCUGCGUUGGGUGUCACUGGGGGGUCAUUGGCAACGAGUGAAAGCGUUCAGCUAGCUCCCCGGGAGGACAAGGCUUCCACCCUAUGUCACUCAGGACGUUCUGGGAUAAAGGUWAAUAGUGAGGAGAUAGAAGAUGAGGAAGMGGAGGGAGAGGAGAAGGGGGCCCAGGUGCCACUCUACAAACCAGUAGGAAGACUUCUUCGGAUGGAAGAUGGAGGGAAAAAACAAGAGUUAGUGAUUGAUCAAAUAGAGAAAGAUAUGGAGACCAAGGUGCAAAAGGAGGAAAAACUUAAACAGCUGGUGCUAGAAGGGAGACAAGCAGAGAAGGAGAGGGAGAAAGAGAGGCAACAAGAAGUUGAGUUAGAGAUAGAAAGACAAAAAAAAGUGCAGAAAGAAAAGGAAAGGGAGAGACAGAAUGAGGAAGAGAGGAAAAGGGAGAGACAGAGAGAGGAAGAAGAGAGAAAGAUGAAAGAAGAGGGGAGAGAAAGGCAAAGAGAAAUAGAGAGGGAACGGGAUAGACAGAGACAGAGGGAGGAGGAAGAGAGGGAGAACACGAGGAAAGAAUUAGAGAAGGAGAGAGAAAGAGAGAUAGAACUUGAGAGGGAAAAGGAGAUACUGAGAAAGGAGGAAGAGAGGGAGAGGAGCAAAGAAGRGGAGAGGGAGACAGAAAGACAGAUAGAAGUGAAGAGGGAAAGGGAGGGACUGAGAAAGGAGGAAGAGAGGGAGAGGAGGAAAGAAGAGGAGAGGGAGACAGAAAGACAGAUAGAAGUGAAGAGGGAAAGGGAGAGACUGAGAAAGGAGGAAGAGAGGGAGAACACGAGGAAAGAAUUAGAGAAGGAGAGAGAAAGAGAGAUAGAACUUGAGAGGGAAAAGGAGAUACUGAGAAAGGAGGAAGAGAGGGAGAGGAGCAAAGAAGGGGAGAGGGAGACAGAAAGACAGAUAGAAGUGAAGAGGGAAAGGGAGGGACUGAGAAAGGAGGAAGAGAGGGAGAGGAGGAAAGAAGAGGAGAGGGAGACAGAAAGACAGAUAGAAGUGAAGAGGGAAAGGGAGAGACUGAGAAAGGAGGAAGAGAGGGAGAUGUUUAGAGUGGAAGAGGAGAGAUUGAGAGAGGAGGACAGGGAGAAACUCAUAGAAGAGGAGAGGGAAAGGGAAAGGGAAAGAAAGAGAGAGGAGGAAAAGAUGAAGGAAGAUGAGAGACAGAGAGAAAAAGAGCAGGCAAGAGAAAGACAAAGAGAGGAAGAGAGGGAGAAAGAACAAGCGGAUUCCCCAGUCCAAUUGAUCACUCUUGAACCUGACCAAUCUCCAAAGCCAGAGCUUCCUUCUCGUUCCCCUACCAUCCCCAUCAUAGAAUCCAUACUGAAGGAUGAGGAGCAGCCUCACAUCAAGGUGGUCUACAACUUUUCUAACAAAGAGGAGAAACCUCUUCUUGAGGUGGUCAAUGAUAAUUUCUCCAUCAAGCUCGGGAGGUGGGGGUCUCAGGCCAGGCUCGUCGCCGACCGUGCCCAGGAUGAGACAUCUUUCCCUGGAAGGUUACUGGGCCUCCAGAGAACUGUUGUUAACACCCAGGAGUCACUCAACGUCAAAUCUCACCCAGCCGAGGGGAACAUAGAGUGGGUAGUCCCCACCCGAGAGAAUAGGAUGGAGAAGGAGCAUGAGAAGGUGGAUGUAGAAGAGGAAGCAAAUGUGGACACAGAGGAGGAGCAGUUGAAGUGCUGUGUGGGGGCGGGAGAGGGACAUGACACAGAGGCUCUGAUUGGUGGAGAGCCAGACAAGCAGUAUGGGGGAUGUGACACUAGACUGUCUGAGGAUGACAGUCUGCAGACGACAGUGGAACAGAUCUCCCCUGUCACACCAGAUGAGCCUAACAGUACAUCUCCACUAGAAGAAACAGAGGAGCCAUUAGCCUUUCCUGAUAUUUCUCCUCCUCUAUUGGACACCAGUGCUCAGCGUGCAAGGGCAAAGCUGARGAAGAGUCGGAGGACCCGCCCCCCUCGAGCUGUCCAUCAGAACUCCAUCAGAACGCUUGAGGAAAACCACGUCCACGACUGGAGGUUCUGUGACUCCUCAGAUAAGGUGGUCUCUCUAACAAGGGGAGAUUGUGAGUCUGAUGAGGAGCAGCCCCGAGGGAGGGAGGUAUGUUCACCACCUUCCCAGCCCCAGAGAAUACCCCUCUUUUCUGGAAUGGACCCGUCCGCCCUCAAGGCCCAGUUAAAGAAGCGAACAGGGGGAGGAGUUAAAGGAGCAGAUACAGACAGUCAGACAGACAGUCUUGCUCCAUCCCCCUCUCAUCUCUCCCGCUCUCCCGGAUGUUCCUCCUUCCUACCCGGGUCGUCACAGAUGCUACCCCCUGUAGGGAACAAAGAUGGAGGGGGAGACUCGUCUCCUUCAUGGCUGCAAGAACUCAAGUCUAAGAAGCGCUUGAGUCAAUACAACAGUGAGGACUAGCUGAGUGGAUGGACCUCAUUUUUACAACCAUUAUUACAAUCAAAAUACAUAUCUGAUCACAUUCCCCUUCCAUGCACACCUUAAAGUGUUAGUUAACUCCAAAGAAAGCCUAUAGCUUGUUAAAAGUUUGCAGUCUGACGAUUUCAGACACACUUUGAUUUGAGUGAACUGUCACUUUAAAAUAUGCCCUGUAUCUGUUUAAUGUAAAUUAGCUUUUAUUCCUGUUUACCUCUAGGAGAUAACACCCAGCUAGCACAUUCGGUUCCUUGGAACUUGUAGGAACGUACGUAUUUGGUUUCCCAUUGGUUCUGGGAACGAAGCCAUAAGUAUCUUGACCGGUAAAACGAAAAGUUCUGAGAAAGGAAGUGAAAACGUGGUCUGUUCUGGAAACUUACAUUUUUAGGUUGCAGAGAGAUUCUGAGAAGCUUUCCUGGGAGGUUUUAUUAACGUUCUGAGUACGUAAAUUAUAGGUUAUUUAAAGGUAAUUACAUAACGUUCUGAGAAAGUGUUUCAAUAUGACUUUUAAAAACACUGAUAGCUUAGAACAUAUAGGACACAUGGAAAUGCAUUUUUGUUUAUUGUGCCAGAGUCUAACCUAUGAUCUUCUGUUUUUUAUCCAUGGAAUUAGUCAACUGCGCCACCAGGAUGGAGCUAGCAUGCCAUGUUUGUUUUUUACUCAUACAAAGCUGAUCAUUUUAAUCUAUUCAAAUAGACCCCAUUUCAAAGGAAACAAGCACUAAUUAAGAUCCGGUAUGGCCAAUUAGUGGGCGCAGCCAACACACUUAACAAGAUAGCGGAUAGAGAGUGUUUUGUUAAUUCUGAGAACAGAAUGUAUAUGUUUUUAAAUAACAUUCUUAGAACGUUCUCUGAAUGUUA